Castor canadensis (American beaver) is the source of this 3642-nucleotide messenger RNA. RefSeq names its product coiled-coil domain containing 8 (gene Ccdc8). Gene Ontology annotation, cellular component: 3M complex. The record is from RefSeq and is a predicted model, not a curated record. NCBI's taxonomy places the organism in Eukaryota, Metazoa, Chordata, Mammalia, Rodentia, Castoridae. Gene Ontology annotation, biological process: regulation of mitotic nuclear division; microtubule cytoskeleton organization.
AUGAGGAGCCGCCCCCCUCCGCUGCACCGAGGCCCCAGCAUCCCGCUCCAUCCUCCCUGUGGCCUCCCUGCAUCCCUGGUUGCCAUGGAGACGGCUGGUCCGCAGAGGGAGAGGCGGGGCGGCGUCUGGAGGCUCCCGGCUCAGCACUGCGGCUGGAAUGGGGCCAAGGAGGAGGAGGAAAAUCCGCUGAAGCCUAAGGACCCGGCCCUACAAGAACAAAAACAACCCACGGAGCCAAGAAUUGUGCAGAGGAAACUCCAGAUCCGAGGCUUGGCUGAAACCCGCAUAUGUCGGAUCGCCGGUUUGGGAUCCGAUGGCUUUUGGGAAGGUGCUGACGUGGGCUUGGGUAAGGAGCCCAGGCCCCAGCGAGGCCCGGGGCGCGGCCACACCCCCCGGAGGUGUGGGGGGGCUCCUUGCCCCCCCAUUCCAGAGAUCACCCUGGAGAUCUUAAAAACGCUAGAGAAAAGCCACGUGGGGGGCUGGUUCCCCUGGGGCUUCCUCCCGUCCCCGGACUGCCUGAUCCUCUGGAGUGUCCCCGAUGUCUGCAAAGACGUGGACCUGGACGUCCUCGUGGAAGCCCUAAAACCCGUGGGCACCUUUAAAAAGAUCGGGAAGGUGUUCCGGAAGGAGGAGGACUCCACGGUGGGCUUGCUGCAGAUCUGCGAGGACGUGGACUAUUUGCUCAUCCCCCGGGAGGUCAGGCUGGCCGGGGGGGUGUGGCGGGUCAUCUCCAAGCCCGCCACCAAGGAAGCGGAAUUCCGAGAACGGCUGACCCAGUUUCUGGAGGAAGAGGGCCGCACCCUGGAGGAUGUGGCCCGCAUCAUUGAGAAGAGCACCCCGCAUCCACCCCAGCCCCCCAAAAAGUCCAAAGAACCCCGAGGGAGGAGGAGAGUCCAGCAGAUGGUCACUCCUCCGCCUCGGCUGGUAGUGGGCACCUACGACAGCAGCAAUGCCAGCGACAGCGAGUUGAGUGACUUUGGGACCUCGAAAGUCAGGCGCAACAAAGGCCCCCGGCAAGGCAGAAAGGUGCGCAAAAUGCCCGUCAGUUACCUGGGCAGCAAAUUCCUGGGCAGUGACCUGGACAGCGAGGACGAUGAGGAGCUGGUCCAGGCCUUCCUCGGCCGCGGUGAGAAGAAGCCCAGCGCGCCACCUCCCCGCCGUCGUGUCAACCUGCCAGUGCCCAUGUUCGAGGACAACCUGGGGCCCCAGCUGUCCAAGGCCGACAGGUGGCGCGAGUAUGUCAGCCAGGUGUCCUGGGGAAAGCUAAAACGGAGGGUGAGGGGUUGGGGACCCCGAUCUGGCACUGAGGUGGACGAGGCUCGCCAGGCCUCCACCACUGCAGCCAUGGAGAGGGGUGGGGCGUCCUCCAUGAGGAGUGGCACCAGCCCUGGGGGGAUCGCACCCAACACAGGCCCUGGGAGCAGGGUCCAGUCCUCACCCAGAGCAUGGAGGCCCAAAAUCAAGUGGGCCUCAUUCCGACGGCACAGGAAGGAGGAAGUAACACACUCAGCUCAGGUGAUAGGCAUCCCCACUGAGGGGGCAGAGUCCCCAGGUGUCCACAGGGCACAGGCCCCAGGUGACCAGAGAGCAGAGACCCCUGCUAAUGAGAGGGCAGAGGCCCAAGGUGACCAGAGGGUAGAGGCCACAGCUAAUCAGAGGGCAGAGGCUCCAGGUGACCAGAGGGCAGAGGCACUAGGUAACCAGAGGGCAGAGGCCAUAGCUAAUCAGAGAGCAGAGGCCCCAGGUGACCAGAGGGCAGAGGCCCCAACUGACCAGAAGGUAGAGACCCUAGGUGAUGAGAGGGCAGAGGCCCUAGAUGACCAGAGGGCAGAGGCCACAGCUAAUCUGAGAGCAGAGGCCACAGCUAACCAGAGGAUCCCAGGUGUCCAGAGGGCAAAGAACCUAGGUGACCAGAGGGCAGAGGCCACAACUAAUCAAAGGGCAGAGGCCCCUGCUAAUCAGAGAGCAGAGACCCCAGGUGUCCAGAGGGCAGAGGCCCCAGCUGGCCAUAGGGCAGAGGUCCCAAGUGACCAGAGAAUAGAGACCCUAGGCGACCAGAGGGCAGAGGCCACAGCUGACCAGAGGAUCCCAGGUGUCCAGAGGGCAGAGGCCCCAGGUGGCCAGGGGGCAGAGGCCACAGCUAAUCCAAGGGCAGAGGUCCCAGGUGUCCCGAGGGCCACAGGGGAGCAGGGGGCAGAAGCUGGAGCCCAGGCUAAUCGGGAAGCCCAGUCCACUGCUGGCUCAGGGCCCCCAGGGGCAGCCUCAACAAGGGCCCGGAAACAGGUCAAGACAGUGAGGUUCCAGACCCCUGGACGCUUUUCAUGGUUCCGAAAGCGCCAGAGGGCCUUCUGGCACACUCCUCGCUUGCCGGUCCUGCCCAAGAGAUCCCGGGCAGACGAGGCCAGGAGCCUCAGGGUAUUAAGGGCUGAGGCCAGAGAAGCAGAGCAGGCAGAGCAAGAAGACCGACUGUGAGCGAGGCCGGGGACCUGGAGCACCAGCCACCUGUCCUCCCAGGCUGCAGAUAAUGGAGGGGGCCAAGGGGUGGGCAGCACCUCCCACAUCUCCGCUCAUGAAUGUUUCUUGUCGUGUUUUAUCUUUUGUGCAUUGAUGUUUUUUUAAAAUACUGACAGUGUAUAGCACUCCCCAAAGAAUGCAAAGAAAGAAACAGUGCAGGAAUGUUGUAUUGCCCUAAUUCCAUCUUCCUCAGAUCCAAAUUUUAAGGGCGCAGCUUGAAAGCGGGACAGGGGCCGAGCAAGGGGACCAAAUCCCGUUCUUUCCUGCACACUGACAUGAACUUGAAAAGAGAGCUCAAGCGGAUAUGCAAAUAAAAACGUUUACAAGGUGAAUUCUUGGCUUCCGACUUAGCAACUGACCAUGUUUCUGGGUGAUUGGGUUCUGUGUCUAUGUUGUCACUUUGUCUGCCAUCCAUAAGCGCUGUGGGCUGGAGGGUACAGAGCUUACAGUUUGCAUACUUGACCCCGAUCUUGGUGAUGGCUACAGAAAAAGUCAUCUGGGAAACUGAUUCAAAACACAGGGGGUCUUGGUUUUGGAGAUGUGGUUUUCCGGUUAUAUGACCCUUGAAUCCAUUUGGAUCAAACACCACAAACACUGGAGUGACUUGGCCAGGAGGAUGCAUUAAAGAGUUCCUGUGACAGGAACAGGUUAAGAGGGGAUAUGGAGUAGUGUGUGGCACUGGGGAUUGAACUCAGAGCCUGAUGCAUGAUAGCCAAGUGCUCUAUGCCUUGAGCCACACCCCCGCCCUUUUGUUUGUAUUUUGUUUUUGAGACAGGUCUGGCUACUUUACCCUGGCUGGUCUCUAACUAGAGAUUCUCCCAUCUCUGCCUCACCUCUGGAGUGGCUGAGGUUACAGCUGUGCACUACAGGUCUGUACUUAGGAAGUAAUUGGGUCACCAAGGCCCUGUGGGCACAUGCAACCAGCCACACAAAACCCCAGAAGUUGAUCGCAAAUACUUGCUCUCUUUCUGGGGCUUAUUUUUACGCCUCUCCCAGUAGCCUUGGCCAAAUCUGUCCCUCACUGAGUCUCAUCUUCUCUUCCCUCCCAUCCCUUGACCUUCCAGAGAGGCCCCAGAGGUGGGAGGAGCUGUUGGGUCAGAGUGUUAUGUGUUCCUCUUUUUUUUUUUU